AUGUCAAGCAUCUACUGGCAAUGGCGAUGCGGGCUGUCCUCUUCGGCGAAUGAUGCGGGCGCGCCAUACUCGAUGGAACCCCAGAUCACACAACCUUCGGGACUCCAGACCAACAGGCUCUCGUCUGAUUGGACACCACCGUCACCGCCUCGACGUCCCCUCACCACCAUCCCACACGCUUCUCUCCGAAGGGUGUGCUCCUCGAUGGGGGUCAAGCUGCUGUGCGACGAAACGGGAUCCAGACUUCCCAUGAUGGGCGAUCGGGGCCGCAUCACAGUGAAGCACGUGAGCCUCGAGCUUUCGAUCGAAGCAAUGCAGAAGCAAUGCACACUGGGAGGAGUGCGUGUGGGUGUGGAUAGCAACGGAAAACUGUGGAACCGCGACUCGCGGCUUGAGGCACGCCAAAAAGACUUUUGAAUUGUCGCGUUGAUUUUGAUCUGCGCUAUUUCUGCCCGUGUUGGAGACGCCAUGCCAUACGGAGAGUGAAGGUUUUUUUUUUUUUUUGGUAUUCGUUCUUCUUCGAUUUUGCAUUACAGUGUCGCUGAAUAUGUUUGGUGCGAGCACUGUUGCGGCAGCUAGUUGACCUGGCUGCGAUCGAAAGCCAGAUCGGUGCACGACGUGUCAAGGUGAGGUCGAAGGGCACCACAACGGACCAAUCUUUAGGUGUCUUGGUAGAUAGAAUCCAUGCGAGUUCCCAGAACAAAAGUGUGAGAUGGUCUGUCGCACGGCAAGCCGAUAUUUUCAAAGCCUCUCACCCGAUUCAGAGAGCGCUGGACUCAACGAGCUGGCGGUUGUCAAUCGAAGAUUCAAUCCCUGCCAGGGAGGUGACGUGGUGACCCCCC
This is a messenger RNA of Verticillium dahliae VdLs.17, 842 nucleotides long. RefSeq lists its product as uncharacterized. Bases 1 to 417 code for a protein of 138 amino acids. The transcript is spliced from 2 exons. The record is from RefSeq and is a predicted model, not a curated record. NCBI's taxonomy places the organism in Eukaryota, Fungi, Ascomycota, Sordariomycetes, Glomerellales, Plectosphaerellaceae.